AGGCUCAAGGCUAAGGAUGUAAACAGACAGACUAGUUGGGUGAAGUUGAUUCUGAGAAAGAAACUGUCGGAGAAAAGAAAUGGAUUACAAUUUCGGAACAGUAUUAAAUGCUUUCGCAACCCUCAAAGAAUCUCUAUCAGUCAGUGACUGCUCCAAUGAAAGACAGGGGAAGAUAAAAUGUUUUCUAGAACAAAUAGCCUUGCAACCGGUGUCAGUGGGUGACUUCAAAGUAGGAUUGGAGUGGUUCAAUUGCAGAGAGCCUUUAUCAUUUACAAGACACUUAAAAGGCAAGAUUGUUGUUUUAGACUUUUUUACAUACUGUUGUAUUAAUUGUCUCCAUAUACUUCCUCAUCUACGUCAACUGGAAAGGCGGUUUUCUGUUGAGGAUGGAGUUGUCAUUAUAGGUGUUCAUAGUGCCAAGUUUGACAAUGAAAAAGAUUCAGGAAACAUAUCAGCUGCAUUGAAGAGAUAUGAUAUUUCCCAUCCCGUGUCCAAAUGGCCAGCCUCUAUUUCAGUUGGUAGGGGAGUUUGAGGAAAACGAAUUAUUUGAACUAAUAACUGUAGCUGUAGAUUAUUUUGGUCUUCGUGGGGAUCUGUCUCCUCAUCAUUUACCACCAGCGACUGCAACAUCUAUUAUCAAAGGACCUUUACUUUUCCCUGGGAAAGUAGCAAGUGUCGUUCAAGAUAAUGGAUCAGAAAUUAUUGCCAUAGCAAACUCUGGUUUGCACACUGUGAUAAUUGCUUCAGCUGAGGGAAUAGUGAAGUAUGUUAUUGGCUGCCCUGGGGAACCUGGAUUCGUUGAUGGGAAUUUUAAAGUUACACGCUUUAAUUCCCCACAAGGGCUGGCGUUCUCCUCUUGUGACUUGCUAUAUGUGGCAGAUACAGAUAAUCAUGCCAUCCGAAAGGUGGACCUCAAAAGGCAAUGUGUGCUAACAAUUGCUGGCAAUGGUCUGCAAGCAUCUGACAGUGUGGGUGGCAGUAGCGGUGCUGCUCAGAGUUUAUCCUCUCCAUGGGAUAUUUGUUUCAUUCAAAGGAAAGUACUGGCUACUCCCAAACAUCCACAACCAUUUUUGUGUAUCUGCCCCCCUGCCCCUCCUGGUUAUAAGGGUCAAGAAAAACUAACUGACACAGACACAAGUCAACCCCCACCGCCUCCACCAACACCUGUCUUCUCUCCGCCACCACCACCUCCUCUUCUCCCUGCCUCUUUAGUCCUUCCCCCUCCUCCUCCUCUUCCUCUUCUUCCUCUAUCAUCAUCUACCUUAAACUCUGCUUUUCAACCACCACCCCUACCUGUAACAUUCUCUGCCUCAGAAAACAGAACGGAAGAUCAAUUUGUCAAUCAGGAAAUCCUUGCAAUUGCAAUGGCUGGGUCACAUCAGAUCUGGAUGUACUUUUUUCAAGAUGCAUUGUGGUGGGGUAAAGAGUUUUUCUCUGCUGGAACCUGUACUAAUGUCGCAGGUUCAGGGAAUGAAGCUAAUCGUAACAAUGCAUAUCCUCGAUCAGCUUCCUUUGCCCAACCUUCUGGGCUGUCCUACUGCUCAAACUCAGAUGAACUCUUCAUUGCUGAUAGUGAAAGCUCAAGUGUCAGAUCCAUCAAUUUGAAAACUGGAAAAGUAUCAGCGGUUGUUGGUGGAAGCAAAACACCUGAUGAUUUGUUUUCAUUUGGAGAUGUGGAUGGAGUUGGCUAUGAUGCAAAGCUUCAACAUCCUCUGGGUGUGACAUGGCAUGAGAAAAGUGAAAGUCUCUUUGUUGCUGAUAGUUACAACCACAAAAUUAAAAAAAUUAAAUUGGGAGCAAUGACCUGCUGUUCGUACUUGGGAAAUGGCCACACUGGAGACUUAGCCUUGUUCAAUGAACCUGGAGGACUUUGUGUUAGUGCCGAUGGAAGCAAGCUCUAUGUGGCAGAUACCAAUAAUCACUGUGUCAAAGUGAUUAGUCUCCAUACAUCCUCUGUUGCAGAAUUAAAACUGCAAUCUGAUGAACAGCCUCCUGAAAGCCCCUUGUUAUCUUCUGUAGUUAUUCCUUUACGAGUCAAAUUCAGUGGGAGAAUAAUUCUCUACACAGGCAUAAUAUUGCCAGAAGGUAUUAAACUCACAGAAGGUGCCCCUCAGCGCUGGAAACUUCAACUACCUGACAAGAAUUGGAAAACAGAGUUUUUAAGUGGAACAUUUGACCAAAGUAUCAGUCAAACAUUAUGCAUAUCAGCACCAACAUUACCCUAUUCUGGAGAGCCGAAUGACAUUUCUCUCUCAUCUAAGUUAUUCUUGUGUGCGGAUGGAGCCUGCAAAGCUGUUAGCUCUUCUUUGACAUUUUCUGUGGUUUGUAGCAGUGAUGCAUCUGAAGAAGUCAAGUGUGAAGCUAUGUUUACUGUCUAAUAAGUAACCCUGUAAUAUUCUACAUUUAUUUUCCAACUAAUAAAUCUAAUUGCUAACUCCAA
This is a messenger RNA of Frankliniella occidentalis (western flower thrips), 2440 nucleotides long. RefSeq names its product NHL repeat-containing protein 2. The record is from RefSeq and is a predicted model, not a curated record. Gene Ontology annotation, molecular function: protein binding. Lineage: Eukaryota; Metazoa; Arthropoda; Insecta; Thysanoptera; Thripidae.